GCCCAGCAGCGCCAGUGCAACAUCGCAGCAAUAGCCUCUUCUGUACAUUGACACCAUGGAUCCAGCAAGAAGAGCUAUGCUCAACAAUCGCGACUCACCCGCCAGAGAUAUCACCGCUCCCCGACGUGAUGCGACUUCUCGAAUUUCCAAGCCAGCGCGCCAACACACCCCCACGAGCAGAAAUGCUGAUAAUCGCCCUCCACGGAAUAUGCAGACUCAAGAUGACGAACAGACAAAGCGAUGGGUUUCCCAAGAGGACAGUUUUGUGUUGAAACAGGCAAAGAAGAAGGCAGACAUUCGAGUCCGGGAAGGCAGAGCCAAACCCAUCGAUUGGCUUGCCGUCAUUCUCCGUGCGAUUGACCCGGAUAGAGACCUUUUGGACGACGACGAGGAACAAGAGGAGGUGCGAGUCGAUGUUGUGGAUCCGGAGGGUGUUUUUGAGGGCCUCAACGAUGCGCAGCUUGGAGAGUUGGAAACCGAUAUUAAAUCAUACUUGGCCUUGGAGACGAACACGAAGAACCAAGAUUACUGGAAAACAAUGCAGAUUAUUUGCAAUGAUCGGCGCCAAAGAUUGAAGCCGCAAGGUCGCGAAGGACGUGCUGUAGGAUCCGUGGCUGCCGACGUCGACAAGCUUCUCAGCCCGAAAACAUAUGAACAACUAGAAGCACUGGAGAAGCAAAUACGGACGAAAUUACAAUCAAACGAGCCGAUUGAUGUUGAUUACUGGGAGCAGCUUUUGCGCAGCUUGCUCAUCUGGAAGGCAAAGGCCAAACUUAAGAAGGUUUAUCAAUCAGUUCUCGACAGCCGAAUGGAAACACUACGCAAGCAACAAGAAGAGGAUGCUUUAGAAGUGCGUUCAAGGUUGCAGGCGUUGUUGACAGGACCUGCAUUAGUCAUUGAUGAGAGUACUGAUACAUCAGUCAAGGACUCCGAAGAUGUCUCACAAUUAAUCCGACGUCAACCUAAAUUCCAGUAUAACUCGAGGCAUGACCCAGAACCGCUACUGAAGUUGCACAACGAAGAUAAAACAAGCGAAAUCAUUGAUGAAUCCGUCUUUCUUCAGAAGGUAGUUGCCGAUCGUCGCCGAGUUCUGAAACUUGGUUAUGUGCCCUCUCAACAGAUGGCCACUGAGAAGGCACCAUCUGCAUCCACCAGCAAAGUAAGUAAUACGGUAGUCGGAAAUGCACCUCCAGGCACGCAGAGAUUUUCCAGUAUUGCAAAUGAGGACUUCUCACAAGCUACCACUGCUUUGUAUGAGAGAGAAGUCGCCCGAGGGGUAAACGAAGAUGAAGAAAUCUUUACUGGGGAAGAAUCAGUACCAACUUCCGCAAAACCGCAAUGGGCAGACAAAUACCGGCCGAGAAAGCCUCGAUAUUUCAACCGUGUGCAGAUGGGUUAUGAAUGGAACAAGUAUAAUCAAACGCAUUACGAUCAUGAUAAUCCACCACCAAAGGUAGUCCAAGGUUACAAAUUCAACAUAUUCUAUCCGGAUCUGAUUGACAAGGCCAAAGCUCCUACUUUCAAAAUUAUACGGGAACACGGACGCAAGCGAGGAGAGUCCUUUGCACCCGCUGGGGAAGAGGAUACCUGCCUUAUUCGUUUCAUUGCUGGGCCACCAUAUGAAGACAUUGCUUUUAGAAUUGUUGACAAGGAAUGGGAUUACAGUGCCAAGAGGGAUCGUGGCUUUAGAAGUAGCUUUGACAAGGUAUGUGAAUAUCAGGGUAUUUCUAGCAUUAAUGCGAGGUAGCACAGCAGCCGCGAUGGUCUAGCCGCGCGUUGGUGGUAUCAACUAAUACCCCUUGUCUACAACGCUAACCGCUUUCCUAUAGGGGAUACUCCAGCUACACUUCCAGUAUAAAAAGGUAGGAGAUAGCUAACCCUCUUUCGAGCUUUGAAUUGCUGACUCGUCAUUAGAUUUACUACAGAAAGUAAUUGUCUGGGCAUGGCUUGCAUGGUCAGCGUUUUCUCUGGCUUGCAAGUAAGACUCCUGUAGAGAAUAGAAAAUCAAGCAUACUAAUUUUACAAAAA
Messenger RNA from Hymenoscyphus albidus, 2028 nucleotides. The record is from the annotation of a GenBank genome assembly. Lineage: Eukaryota; Fungi; Ascomycota; Leotiomycetes; Helotiales; Helotiaceae.